Messenger RNA from Bactrocera oleae (olive fruit fly), 1496 nucleotides. It is a transcript of the gene Tsp42Ek, whose product is annotated as Tetraspanin 42Ek. NCBI's taxonomy places the organism in Eukaryota, Metazoa, Arthropoda, Insecta, Diptera, Tephritidae. Gene Ontology annotation, cellular component: plasma membrane. The record is from RefSeq and is a predicted model, not a curated record.
UCGCAACCUAAACACAGUCAACAUGUUGCUUAACAUUGUUGCCAGCAACAUUUACACUUCGUGCACACACAAGCUGGCCAUAGCGCGACCGUUGUUGCGGCACGAACGAUUGAUUACGAAAAGCGCACAGCGAGAGCGAUCAAGCGCAGCGCCGGCGUUGUACAAAUCCACACGAACAUUCCCCAACGAACAAACACACGCACACACACCGGCAGACAGAGGUCGACACGCAGCUAGCGCGCAAAAUACGAUUACAGGUUUGAAAUAUUCGAUUUUUUGGCAUUUCGAAAACUGACUGCGAUCGAAACGGUUGACCACUGGGCUUCUGCUUGUGCUAUAGUGCUACUUGUUGUGCAACUGGUUUGCUAAUAAAAUUGUAAAUUUAAAAUAUUUGACUUUUGCGUUGUUGAAUUUCGGUGCGAGUUCUACUCAAACGUUUUCUACGACUUUCUUCAGUGCUAUUUUUUGAUUUUUGCGUAUAGAUAAGUGCAUAAAGCAAAGAGAUUUUUCAAAAUGGGCUGUACAUCCGGUGUAAUGAAAUGUCUGCUGAAUAUAAUGAACGUGCUGAUGGCGAUCUUCGGCCUGCUGUUGAUCGCUUUGGGCGCCCUGAGCUUCAACACCGCACCCAAAGUCUACAUCUAUUAUCUAUUUAUCGUGGGUGGCAUUAAUUUCAUAGCUGCAAUGUUGGGUUGCUGUGGCAUUUGCCAGGAGGAUGUUUGUCUCACGACCACGUAUGCCAUCGUCAUUGCGCUUUCUUUGGUCUCUCAAAUUGUUGGCAAAAUCUACGCUUCCGAUUCGGCGGCAAUCAAGGAAUUCGCUACCAAGGAUGUGGAAAAGACCUGGUUAGAGGAAAUCAAAAUGCCAGGAGCUAUGAAUAAUACGCAACAAACGUAUCACUGCUGCGGUAAAAUCAGUCCCAACGAUUAUUUCUCUAUUGGACGUUCCGCUUACCCCGCCAGUUGUUAUCCCAAAAUGAUCGUAAAUCAAACAGCUCUGUGGAAUGCCGGUUGUGUGCAGGCGGCGGAAGAUGAAUUCCUCAGCAUUUUCAAUUACUCGUCGAGCGGUGAAUGGGGAAAUCUGAUAGUUACGGGUGUGAUGCUGCUGUUCGCUAUUUACCUGGUCAUACGCUUCCGCAGCAAACAGCGUCGGUACGAUUACUAAGCCUCUGGGCGUGUGUGUAACGUACAAUUUCUAUGUUUACUAAAAUCCAAUUGAAGCAUACAUAUAUUUUGGCACCCAAGAUUUGCAAUACACACUUGCAAUGUACAUAUAUGUUUAUUACAAAAACAAAAGAAAGAACAAAGCUUUAUAUCACAUCAUUUUGCAUAAUUUUUAUAUUUGUUGUAUUUGUAGAAGGCAUUUAGGACUUUGUCGCCUGUUGCAAUGUAUUUAUUUUCUCAUAACUGUAUAUGUAUAUGUGUACUUUUUCCUUGUAAAAAUUUUAAUAAAAAAAAAAACAAAUAAACAGAAUCUGUUGUUGAAUACUAAACUGAAAA